AUGGGCCGAGGUGUCGCGCAGGCUGGGGCUGCCCCGAGGGGUUACCCCCAGUAUCCCCAGUACCCCCAGCACCUCUCCAGUACCUCCCAGUACCCCCCAGUAAGCCCCAGUAACCUCCAGCACCUCCCCAGUAAUCCCCAGUACCUCCCCAGUGACCCCCAGGACCUCCCCAGUAACCCCCCAGCAUCUCCCCAGUACCCCCCAGUACCCCCCAGUAACCCCCAAGAACUCCCCAGUAACCCCUGGGCCCUCCCCAGUUACCCCCAGUAUCCCCAGUACCCCCAGCACCUCUCCAGUACCUCCCAGUACCCCCCAGCCCCGCCCCCGCCAUGGCGGCCCCUCAGCCCCGCGGUUCCCCCUGGGCCGGGCCGGGGUCGGGAGCGACCCCCGGAGCCGCCGGAGCCGCCCGGGCCGGCCUGCUGGGCCGCCGUGCUGGGCUGCCUGAGCCUGGCCUGCUCCUACGUGGGGAGCCUGUACGUGUGGGGCAGCCCCCUGCCCAGGGACCACCCCUCGGUGAUCAAGCGCCGCUUCACCAGCGUGCUGGUGGUGUCAGGGCUGGCCCCGGCCCUGGUGUGGCUCUGGAAGGAGCUCACAGGGGUCAAGGCUGACACCCCCCUGCCCGCCCUGCUGGGGCUGCGCCUCGAGGGGCUGAUCCCGGCCACGCUGCUGCCUCUGCUGCUCACCAUGAUCCUGUUCCUGGGCCCCCUGAUCCAGCUGUCCAUGGACUGUCCCUGGCGCUGGCUCGAUGGCAUCAGGGUGGCCCUGGACCCCCGGGUGUGGCUGCUGUGCCUGGGGGACGUGCGCUGGCUCAGGAACCAGGUGGUGGCCCCGCUGACAGAGGAGUUGGUGUUCAGGGCCUGCAUGCUGCCCAUGCUGGUGCCCUGCACAGGGCCCGGCCCUGCUGUGCUGGCCUGCCCCCUGUUCUUUGGGGUUGCUCAUUUCCACCACGUGAUCGAGCAGCUUCGCUUCCGCCACGGCUCCGUGGGCAGCAUCUUCAUGGCAGCAGCAUUCCAGUUCUCCUACACAGCCGUGUUCGGGGCCUACACGGCCUUCCUGUUCCUCAGGACCGGUCACUUGGCGGGGCCGGUCCUGUGCCACUCCUUCUGUAACUCCAUGGGGUUCCCGGCGCUGGGCGCGGCCCUGGGGCACCCGCGGCGCCGGGCGCUGCUCCCCGCGUACCUGCUGGGGGUGCUGGGCUUCCUGCUGCUGCUGCACCCCCUGACCGAGCCCGCCUUCUUCGGGGCGCGCCCCCCCUGCCGCGACCCCCCCUCCUGCUCCUGACACGGGCGGGGGGCGCCCGCCCCUCCCCAACGCCCCCUCCCCUUUUUAUAGGAGCCGCCGCACAGAGUCUAUUUUUGUGAUUAAAGUGGUUUAAGGCUU
Molecule: messenger RNA, 1380 nt
Organism: Catharus ustulatus (Swainson's thrush)
Lineage: Eukaryota; Metazoa; Chordata; Aves; Passeriformes; Turdidae
Gene: RCE1
Product: Ras converting CAAX endopeptidase 1
Biological process (GO): CAAX-box protein processing
Cellular component (GO): endoplasmic reticulum membrane
Molecular function (GO): metalloendopeptidase activity
Source: RefSeq, a predicted model, not a curated record